This is a messenger RNA of Musca vetustissima, 249 nucleotides long. RefSeq names its product protein PET117 homolog, mitochondrial. Gene Ontology annotation, biological process: mitochondrial respiratory chain complex IV assembly. Gene Ontology annotation, cellular component: mitochondrion. The record is from RefSeq and is a predicted model, not a curated record. The transcript has 2 exons. Lineage: Eukaryota; Metazoa; Arthropoda; Insecta; Diptera; Muscidae. The coding region runs from base 1 to 249 and encodes 82 amino acids.
AUGUCCCUGGCAUCCAAAUUGACUCUGGCAGCUUCAUUUGUUGUUUCCGGUGGUAUUAUUGGUUAUGUUCAUUUUAAACAGACAAGUGACAGAGAAAAACUACAUGAGGGAGUCGUUCGAGAUGUGGAACGACAACAACGUCGCAAAAUGGAAAAUACCUAUACGCUGCAGAAGCAAAUCGAUUUAACGAAGCAGCUAAAACAAAUGCAAACAUCACAAGAUGGUGAAGUCGUUAAUACGGGGACAUAG